Molecule: messenger RNA, 3125 nt
Organism: Acipenser ruthenus (sterlet)
Lineage: Eukaryota; Metazoa; Chordata; Actinopteri; Acipenseriformes; Acipenseridae
Gene: zcchc7
Product: zinc finger, CCHC domain containing 7
Exons: 9
Coding region: 166-1866 (566 amino acids)
Molecular function (GO): zinc ion binding; nucleic acid binding
Source: RefSeq, a predicted model, not a curated record
GUAAAAUCAUCAUCGUCCAUCCGCUCUUGUUUUGGAGUUCCAAAACAUCGGGAUGAAGUUGGUCGGCCAGCACAGUAUUGGUUUUUGCUACUGUAGUGGAAGGAGUUGUGACUUGAAACCAAAAUACAACCCUGACAGAACUCAUACGGCUGGGAGUUGUAGAGAAUGUUUGCUGGAUAUGAGGCACUGGAAGAGUAUGAAGAUGAGCUCUACCGGGAGGCAGAGAACUCCAGUGAGUCGGGGCCAGACAGUGAGGUGGAGUUCCAGCUGUACAGCCAAGUACACUAUUCCAUGAAGCUGGAUGAGCCAGGAUCAGGCGAUAGAGAAAAAGAGAGAAAUCAGCCCUCUGCUGCAACAUUGCUGGAGAAAAGGAAUGAUAUCAUUGUCAUCUCCGAUAGUGAACCCAUCCUUAUUUCAGAUGCUGCGGAGGUCGUCAUAGUAUCGGAUGAGACUGAUCUAGACAGUGUCUGCAAUAUCAAAGGAAAGCAAGGGCCAAUUUCCAAGACUGCCAAGAGGAGGUUGUUGGAUGGGCAGACUCUGCUGGAGUCCAACAGUUGCACUGAGAGGACACCCAGCUCCAAACCCUUAAGGCUGAGAGAUGCCAUCACCAUGAGCACAGGCCUCAAUAGUUUUCGAGAGAGUGUGGCAGUGGAGAAAAGCAAGAAAUACCAGGAUGGGGAAACGUCAGACAGCGAUGAUUCGGACCACGUGGAGAGCUGGAUGAUUCUAGGCAGGGCCAAUCAGGAUGGUGACAACACCAUCCUGCUCAAUCUGGACGGGAGUAGCGCGUCAGAAAACGAAGCAGGGGCAGCUGAUAACACAUGGACCAUCUCAGAGCAGGAUAUUGAGGCCCAGAUUUCAAAUACGGCACGCAGAAUCAAACUCCGUAGCCGUUAUUACACACCAGACAAGAACGUAACCUGUAGAAAUUGUAACAAACAUGGCCAUCUAUCCAAAAACUGCCCUACCCCCAAGAAGGCUCCUGUGUGUAGUAUGUGUGCGGUCAGGGGACACAUGCAGCGCUCCUGUCCGGACAGAUACUGUACAAACUGUUACAUGCCUGGGCAUUGCUACAACAAGUGCAUCGAGAGGGCCUACUGGCACAAACAGUGUCACCGCUGCGGGAUGACUGGCCACUAUGCAGACGCUUGCCCGGAGAUCUGGAGGCAGUAUCACCUAACAACACGGUCGGGACCUCUCAUCAUGCCAGAUGCCAAGAGCGAGAAGAAAACCCGAGUUUACUGCCACAACUGCUCUCGAAAAGGACAUCACGGAUAUGAGUGUUCCCAAAGGCGGAUGUUUAAUGAGACUUUUCCAACUGUCCCAUAUAUAUGCUACUACGAUGCAGAGAAGGACAUCAGAGAAAGAAAUCAUAGAAUUCAAAGAAAAGUAGAAGCGCUUAAAGAGGCUGGCCUUUUAGAUCACAUUAACUUUUCCCACUCUGUGGGAAAAGAGGCACAACCGCCAAAGAAAAUAAGAAAGGUUAAGGAAGAAAGAAGGAAGCGUGGUAGGUCUAAGCCUCAGAAAGAAAAGAAGAAUCUGCCCAUGAAGAAGACCUGGCCUGAGAAGCGCAAAGAACGGAGACUGAAGAGCAAAAAGAAGAAGAGUGUCCAGGUGAUAGAGGAGGACUUUCCGAGAGGCCCUAAAAUGCCCUCUCCAAGGGCACACAGCCAUUCAAAGAAAAAGUUUGCAAGAGCAGCCUUGUUCAGCCACAUGAAGAACCAAGGCGAUGAGUUUAAUGAAAAACACAAGAAGCCCAAGGUAAAAGGAAAGAGGAAGAAAAGGGACAGCUCUCAUGAUGAUAGCUUUGCUGUGGAUGACAGCCUGUUCUUGAUAAAACAGAGAAACAAGAACAGGAAAAGAUAAAAAGAAAGACCGUCCUAUGGAUUUUACCGAAAAGAAUGUAACUAUAAUCCACCCAUGGCACAAAAGGAAUUGACAUCUUCAAAACACUAUUGCUGAUUAUUAAAAGCUAGUAGAGUGAAAAUGUCAAUUUGAUCACAUUUGAGCACUCUUGUUUCCUAGAAAACCAAAUUUUAACAAAAAAAAAGAAAAAUACUGAAAAUUAAACAAUCUGCUUAACCUGUGAUUGUAUUCUAGCACAUUUACAUUCUCCUCUUAUACAUGUGCUUGAAUAAUUAUUUCUGCAUUUUAAAACCAAAAUAAGUGUGUAUUUUAUUUCUUUUGAUUGCUUUCCAAUUCUGCUUCACCUCUUCAACAACUUUGCCUGCUUGCUGGGAAUAAUACACUAAAGAGCCUUUUGGUAACUGCCUUGUGUUGCAUUUAGGUGAAAUUGAGGACUGGAAUUCUGUCCAAAUUAGCAUGAUACUUCUUUCUCUAAAGAGGGCACACAAUAUAAUUUGGAUGACAUUUUUAAAAUUCUAAACACACCAAACUAACAAGAAUGACUCAAAGCAACCCCCCACCUAAACGAUAACAUACAUUUUGGUCAGAUUUGGUCAGUAGCUCUUUAAAGUAUUAUUGCUCAGUUUCUUUUCCUUUUUAAAUGGAGGAGUUGCCCAACAUCACUGCUUAGAGGUGUAGUUGUAGAUGUUAACAGGAUAUAUUGCUCUCCAUUGCUAUGGGUCUCCCUCAGAAGGCUAUAGACUUCCCCAACACUGAAGAGGACAACCAUAACCCCUCCUGUACGCCUGAAAGUCCAGAUUUGUCCAUAUUGACAUUAGUCGGCAUGACUCGCAGAGACUCUGUGUAAGAGCAGUGUUUAGUGAACUGAGCUAGCACAUCUCCAUUUUAUUAUUAUUAUUGUGAAGGAAAUAAAUCUGUCCUGAUAAUAACCAUAACUGAGACCACUGGACUGGAUUUUUAAAAGAAAACAAAAAGUUUACUUUUAUCUGAUUUAAUCUCCAUGUUAAUGGCAAUUUAACAAGUUUGUGUUUUGCUUUACAGAUACCAUCACAGCCUAUAUUAACAGUUUUAGGCUCAGUGACAUUUUGUAAACCUUUUGUUGUGUACAACCAGUAGAUGUUAGUUCAUGAUGGUUCAAUGCUCAAUUUCCUUUUCUUGUCAAGGUGAAUUUGUAUUUGAGGUUCAACUGUAAGAGCUGGUAGCAGCUGUUUUUUUUCUCAAAUGCAUUGCAGACUAAUAAAACUGAAUCCCGUAUGUAA